Molecule: messenger RNA, 1807 nt
Organism: Guillardia theta CCMP2712
Lineage: Eukaryota; Cryptophyceae; Pyrenomonadales; Geminigeraceae
Exons: 13
Coding region: 1-762 (253 amino acids)
Source: RefSeq, a predicted model, not a curated record
AUGGCGAGAGCGAAGUCUUCAGGCCUUUCAAGGUUCGCGAGGAUCCAACUGAUCAUUCUCGCGCUGAUCUUCGCGGUUUCCUUCAGCGCGUUCAUGAUGAUCCACCCCAAACAUGAGAUGUCAGAUCUACAAAGCUAUAAGGAGUCAAGAUCGCGCAGGUUCUGCCCGUCCCAGUGCGCCGACGGGCGAGCGAUAGACAAUCGUAUCUGUCCAAAGAUGGACCCUCAGCUUACCAACAUCAUCCUGCAGUCUUUGAGGAAAGACUCUAAAGUUGUAGAGUGGGGAAGUGGGGCCUCGGCGAUCUACUUCUCUCAAUGUGUUCAGGGCCCCAAGUCAGUUGUGUGGGAAUGGGGCAGCGGCACUUCGACUCUCUACUUCUCGCAGUGCGUGGGCAAGUGGGUUUCAGUGGAGCACGAAGGAGCAUGGUGUAAUCAGAUGCGACAGCUCGCUCCUCCUAAUGUCGAGAUUCGUUGUGUUCCUAUCGAGGAAGAGUAUAAGGAGAGCUUCGGGUCCCCGGGUAAGUGGGAUGGAUCAAAGAGAGAAUUCAAAACCUACGUCGAGGCGAUCAAGGAAGUCAAGUCAUGGGAGCAGCCGCCCGAUGCCCUCAAGUACUACGACAUUGUGGACGUCGUUGAGGUUCCUCCUCCUCAGUCGUGGCGAAGCGCAUCAGGGCUGGUAAAGCUGCGACCGAAGCCUGAGGCUCUUGCUAAUGCCAAGAGAGCAGCAGAGCGAGGAGAAUGGAACAAGUUGGAGGAGCGAUAAGAAGCGAAGCAGGCAGGCACAAGAGCAGCAUGAUGGAUGAGGAGGUAGAGGAGGAGGAAGACAACGAAGAGAAGGAUUCCUUCGUCAGGAUGUCCCAGCACGUCCUGUCACUCGUAGAUGUCGAAAAUUGUUUUAUGAGGAAAGAAUAAACAAACACAACAGAGCAGAAGUCCCCAAAUAGCUCCUCCUCCACCCUCCACCCUCCGCCGCCUCCUCCCCUACUCCUCCACCCUACUCCUCCUUCUCCCCCUCCUUCCCCCCCCACCGUCAUACGGGGAAAAUAUCGGAAUGGCUGCGCCCAUUCUGAGUCAGAUCGCGCAGUUCUUCCCUCUCCGUAGUAUCAAGGUGGUCGCAGUCCGAAUGGCAGUCCUUGGACCUCCUCCUGUAGACUUCAUCCUCGACGAUGGCGGCUUCGACCUGGGAGAAACCAUGAGAGGGGGGUGAGGAGGAGGAGGACAAGGACAAGAACGUACAGCGUGAGCAAGAUCCUUCUGGUACCUGAGCAAGAGAUGAGAAGAGAAGAAGUGAAAACGAAGAAAGAGGAGGAGAGAAGAUGGCGCGAGAGUUUGAUGAGGAGGCCAAGGAGAAAUCACGACUUGGUCAACAGUCCAAGAAGGAGCAAAAUGAGGACGAGGACUGACGGGAGGAUGAGGCAGAGGCAGAGAGGAUGAGGGAGAGGCAGAGGCAGAGGAUGAGGAUGAGGAAGAGGCAGAGGAUGAGGAAGAGGCAGAGGAUGAGGAAGAGGAAGAGGAAGAGGAAGAGGAAGAGGAAGAGGAAGAGGAAGAGGAAGAGGAAAAGCAAGAGAGCAAGAGCAAGAGCAAGAGCAAGAGUAGAAUGAGGACGAGGCGAUCAAGAAACACGAGCCAGGGAAAGGACGAAGAGGGGGAGGCAAGUGGCGAGAAGAAGCUCAGACCUCUUCUUGUGCCCAGCAGCCACGUGCUCGUUAUCGACGACAUCUUGUGUCAACCUCUCCAGCUCGUGGACCGCAAAGUCCUCCAUAGUCGGAUUCAUGCUCACAUUGCCUGCCCUAUAGUCACGCUCCCCG